Messenger RNA from Melanotaenia boesemani (Boeseman's rainbowfish), 2849 nucleotides. RefSeq names its product serine and arginine rich splicing factor 7a (gene srsf7a). NCBI's taxonomy places the organism in Eukaryota, Metazoa, Chordata, Actinopteri, Atheriniformes, Melanotaeniidae. The coding region runs from base 246 to 1016 and encodes 256 amino acids. The transcript is spliced from 8 exons. Gene Ontology annotation, molecular function: RNA binding; zinc ion binding. The record is from RefSeq and is a predicted model, not a curated record. Gene Ontology annotation, biological process: mRNA splicing, via spliceosome. Gene Ontology annotation, cellular component: nuclear speck.
GCAGUUACGGAAGCACGCGGAUAGGUCACGGUAGCCUCUUCAUCGCUGUAGGUAAAGUCGUCCAGCUUUCGCUGAAGAUAUGAGGGCGAUCAAUUGAUGUUCGUUUGUGAGGAAAUUUGACGACUCCAUUCUGCACUGUUAUUGUGUAGUUAGUAAAAUCAGAGCGCAGGCUUUUGUUAGAGACUGUUGAAGUUUCGUCUCAGCUUGGAACGGAAUCAGGAUUCAACGGAAGAAGGCAAGGAGAGAUGUCAUACUAUUCAUCCUCUCGUAGUUCAUCGCGGGCCACUGACUGCAAAGUUUACGUUGGUGACCUGGGUAAUGGUGCUGCCAAGGGGGAGUUGGAGCGAGCAUUCAGUUAUUAUGGCCCUCUGAGAAGUGUCUGGGUGGCCAGAAAUCCACCCGGGUUUGCCUUUGUGGAAUUUGAGGAUCCUAGAGAUGCAGAAGAUGCUGUUAAAGGAAUGGAUGGAAAGCUUCUUUGUGGUUCCCGUGUUCGUGUGGAAAUGUCAACGGGCCUCUCUAGGAAGGGUCGUGGGCGGCCCAGUCGUCGCCAGUUUGACCCAAAUGAUAGAUGUUACCAGUGUGGGGACCGGGGUCACUACGCUUAUGACUGCUACCGCUAUAGCAAGAGAGGCCGUCGCAGCAGGUCUCGCUCUCGUUCGCGAUCUCGGUCCAGGUCCAGGUCACGUGGACGCCGGUACCGCUCUCACUCUCGCAGCCGUAGCCGAAGCUACAGCCGGAGCCGCCGCCGAUCUCCAUCCUAUUCCAGACGCAGAAGCCGUUCUGGUUCCCCUGCCCGUUCCAAGUCCAGGACUCCAGCGAGAAGUCGCUCCAGAUCCCGGUCUCGGUCUGGCUCUGCACCCAGAGGACGCUCUGUUUCCCGAUCCCGGUCUCGAUCUCCGUCAGCCAACCACAAAAGGAACAGCGUGUGGUGGGAGCUGAGCACUGCAUUGACACCGCAGCUGAUCCCAGGCCCAGGGUCUGCCAGCUGGCGGUGUGUACGUCCUGCGGGAGGGUGACUAAGCGCUGACCUGAGAUCAGCCUUCGCCUGCAUCUGGUGUUAGACAGCGAGAAAGAGGUCGACCUACCGACCGAACCCUCCCCACAGUGAAUGGGUGACUGUCUGUUCAACCGACGCACACGCUCAGACGAGAUCAGCCCGCACACACAUACAGUUGUUCUACUAGAGUCACCCAGCCAGCCAGCCAGCCUUCAGACGUACCAGAGGGCUGACCCACACAGAUCAGAGUUCGGCCUUUUAAAUCCAUUACCUACCUACCAGACCCCCCUACCUACCAGAGUUCUUCGCCUGACUUAGCUUCUGAAUGUGAGAGAAAGAGCUGACGAGAGAUCAGUCUUCAAGAGCCUCCCGGCGCAGUGUCUCUCCAAGUUGUAGUCAUCCGUCCUACAGUCCUUUCAUCCUUCGCUUCUCUGUACUUGUUGUAUCUACCACUGUCUCCAAAGGUAACGAAAAAUCAAACCCCCUGACAAGCUCAUGUUGAUGGUAAAAGAAAAUUUACAGGCUUGCUAAAGUUGAGCCUUAAACAAGCAUGCACAGAGUAGAAGUGUGUGAGUGAAUGUGAGUGUGUUUGGAUGACUGAAUGAGAGCAAGACAAGCAGGCACCAUGAAUAUUGGGGGGUUGAUAUCAGGAGAGGGUUUUUCAUGAUUUUCUUGUGUAACACAUGUUGACUCUUCAUUACCAUUUGAAGCCACAUUUGUUUGUGCUGUAAAUUUCUCAGCAGCGAAUGAGAUAGUGUCAAGGACUUGCAGUUUAUUUGUGUAAUUGUUGGGUUUAAGUACAUGUUUAGCUGCUGAGCUUGGACAGCUGUUUCUCAAAAAGAAUUGUUGCUUCUGAUAUGAAAUUACCAUGGAUUGAGGAUAGAAGUAUUUUGAUAGUUGAGAGCAGUACUUUUCAGUAAAAAUGUUAAGUUAUACAUAGUUUAUUUAGAUGUACGUGUAUAUUUUCCCUAGGUCUUUCUUCCAUCUUCCCCUGUGGCAAGCUAAUUCCUCUCUGUUUUUGUUUCAGUCGCUCCCGUUCAGCAAGCCCACACCGAAGCCCUACACCAGCAGAUGACUGAGUGAAGAAGAUUUAGUCCCUACCACUUUCCUAAACAACCCCCCCCCCCCACACCCUGUCUGCUUUUACAGCCCUACAGAAGCAGUUUUUUUCUUAUUUUUUCUGUAUGUAUGUGUGUCUAGUCUACUCCCCAAAUUACAGUUAUAAUUUUACCUACAGGCUUGUAAUUUCUCCACAGCUACAGAUUCCCAGAGAUUUAGUCAGUAUAGCAUACAGGCUUUAUUCUGUUUAUGUUAUGGCUGCGUUGAUGACUAUUUUUUAGAAAGCAUGUAGCAAAACUAAGAAACAACACCUUUAUGUUUGGCUUUUAGCAGUAAUAUUGGCUGUUCUUAUAGUAAAUGUUAAGUGUUUGGGGACAUCUGAAGCAGAUCUUGAGACAGAAUACACUGAAUGAAGAACCUUGUAUUCCCCAAGUGCAAAUAUUGGAUUUUUUUCCUCACUGAUUUUUUGCUAGCAUUAUCUUUGUUUCGUAUUCUUAAGUUGAUGCUUGCUUAUCAGUGUUGACAUUCAUUCUGGUUGCGGUGUAUAGUUGCUGGUCUGCAUACCUUUGAAUAUGAUGUCACAUUCCUUCAGAUUUUUCUUCUACACAAUACAGUCCAGUCACCGUCACUGUACUAAAUAGAUUCCCCAUGUUUUCCUUUGUUCCUUGGACUUGAUUUUAACGUUGCAUACAAUGCUCAAGUUUUGAUUUCUGCAGGGGCUGCUGUAAUUUUUUGUUUCAAGCCCAGAUGGUAGAGCUUUGGCAGUUUUAUUUUUGAAUAAACCUCAACGUAU